AUGUCUGAUGAUUUGAGCAAGUACGGGUCGGCGCUUAACUCAAGCAUUGCCGACGCGAAUAGCAAGGUACAGCUGGCGGAUGGAAUCUUGUCCAUCAGCAACCAGGCCAGCUCCGCGAAUCUGGCAUUGCUAGCUCGUGCCGGGUCUGAAACAAGGGAAAGGAGAGGCUUGACCCCGACUCCAGAGGGGCAAGCGGCGAAGUCGCAAUACGAACAGAGCCGAGGAAACUCUUCGGAAAACAUUGGGCUGAUGUGGAUGAAGAUUAACGAUUUGCAAGAAGCAAGUAAGAAGGAGGGAUUCAAGUAA
Molecule: messenger RNA, 306 nt
Organism: Clonostachys solani
Lineage: Eukaryota; Fungi; Ascomycota; Sordariomycetes; Hypocreales; Bionectriaceae
Source: the annotation of a GenBank genome assembly